CCUUAUUUAUGCACACUGAUGUGAGUGGCUGGUGCCUAGUUGAUCUUUCUGUUACGGGAGCCAAUCAGCUUCUGCCAGAGAGCUAUAAAGCUGCCCUUGUAGAGGUUCAAGUACAGAGCCAUGCAUGCAUCCUCAGUGACUACUUCUGUCCCAUAAAGACUGGGCUACAUUACUUGAAGAGUUUGGUAAUGAUUCGAUUAACAGUUUUGCUCUUAACAGCAUUAGGCAGCACAUCAAAGGUAGACAUUUCCUGUCUAAAUGGAUUGAAGGUCAUUCAGGACGGGGAAAAUAUUCGUCUGAAUUGCUCUACUUCAUAUUCUUAUGUGUCAGCGAUUGCCUGGUUCAAACAGACUCCAGGAGAAAAUGCUCUUCUCAUUGCUUCUGCUCUUGGCUCUGCUCCACAAUAUCACAAUGAUUUUGACAAGAGUGGACGCUUUAUUGCAGCAAGAGGAGAAAGCAAUUUUACUCUGAGUAUCUCAAAUGCAGAACCAUCUGAUUCAGCCACAUAUUACUGUUCUGUUACAUUAUAUGCAAAAGUUGCAUUAUUAGGCUGCACAGUCUUAGUCCUCAAAGGUUCCUCUUCAAGUCUCUCUGCUGUUCUCCAGCCUCCUGUAUCAGACCCUGUUGAACUGGGAGGAGAUACAACUUUGCAGUGUUCAAUACUCACAGAUGCGUCUGCAGGAGAUCACAGUGUGUACUGGAUCAGACAUGGAUCAGGAGAAUCCCAUCCAGGAAUCAUUUACACUCAUGGAAACAGGAGUGAUGAGUGUGAGAAAAGAUCUGAGACUGAUUCUCCUACACAGAGCUGCGUCUACAAACUCCCCAAGAGAAACCUCAGCCUCUCUGAUGCUGGAACUUACUACUGUGCUGUGCUCAUGUGUGGAGAGAUCAUCUUUGGGAAUGGAACUAAACUGGACUUUGAAGAGAAAGAUGUGUUAGACCCAACUCUUCUGGUUUUAGCAGCGUCAAACAUCAUGUCCAUAGCUGUGGUUCUAUUUCUGUGCAGAAAGUUACACAAACACCAUCAUAAAGGUGCUGCUGAAGGUCGCACUAUAAACCAGGCUGAAGACACCGGCGUCUUGAACUAUGCAGCUCUAAGCUUUGCUCAGUCUUCCUCCUCAAGAAGAAGCAGAAUAAAGAACAGCAGUGAUCAGCCUGUGUACGCACAGGUAAAGACCCAUCAGUAGAAACAACAUCAGUGUUACAGUCAAACCUGGAAAUCUACUGUCAUCAUAACUACACUGUAAUCUGUGUUCAUUUCUCACAGAUUCAUGUAGAAAAUCAUUAUUACUGUAAAUUAUUCAUGUGUUCAUUUUUAAGUUUGUGAAUAAAGCAUUUUAUUUCAUCCA
Molecule: messenger RNA, 1349 nt
Organism: Pygocentrus nattereri (red-bellied piranha)
Lineage: Eukaryota; Metazoa; Chordata; Actinopteri; Characiformes; Serrasalmidae
Exons: 7
Coding region: 9-1187 (392 amino acids)
Biological process (GO): response to bacterium
Source: RefSeq, a predicted model, not a curated record